CGAUAGGGCUGGAUAACACGAGGACGAUUCCAGUUUCUAGAAAAGCAUUUCCUUCAGCCCAACUUGCUGAUCUAUAUCCACUGGCCCCUCGACGUUACAUACGAUGACCGUCGUUCCAUCCCCACCUCCGAGCCCAAUUUCAGGUGGUCCGCUACCUCAGUAUGGGUAUGGCUCUGAUCAUACCUUUGAUCGCCUUAUCCAGGACAACCCCUUCUUAUUUCGCGUAUAUACUCCGAAGCAACGCUCCCCAUUCUUUGAUGCUACUGAGCCCUACUUUGUAGGCCAGAAGUACAACGAGCAAUAUAGAGAGGCCGCAGAGCGGCUUCGACAGCCGUUUACAGGCAAGUCAGUAGCUUCAACGAGCAGUUAUGCAGAUGUUGCCCAGCAUAUGGACUGGACGCAGAGACACAUGUCCCCCUACAUCUCGACUACGUUCAGCUUUGCCUGGGCUAUUUGGGAGGCUACCCGCAGGUACCGGGUUGGUCUUAAACACAACAUUGAAAUCGCCAUAAUCGAUUCACGUCAGCUCGCUGGUCGAGCUGCGACUGCUCUAGAGCUACUAAGAAAGGGCUCACCCAAUGAAAGGCAUCUGGACUACUGGAAGUGGUACAGAUUCGCAUUGGAGUCGCAAGACGUCCUUGUUCAUGGAUCUAUCCCCAGUUCGGCUGUUCUAGCCUCAGUCCCCCUUCUGAGCAUCAUCGAUAAACUCCCGUCAUACUUCUUCCGCCAAGAUACCAUUGUCGAUAAGCGGUCGUCUUCAUCGCAGUUAGAUAUCCUAUCAUGGGAUACCAUGGAUCGCAAGCCUAGUUUCCGCCAGUUCUGCCAAGAUAUGUCAGAUCAGUUCUUGCGCCUUCCCACUGAGCAUCGUCUUCGCGAUGCAACCGGAAGCUCCGUUCGCUUGGCAAUGUCAUUCCUGCGUCCCUGGUUCCAUAGUGUUGUCGUCGACGAUUUCACUGAAGCGACUGAGACAGUCUGCAGCCUUGCCUUCAUAAUCGCACAAUGGCCAGCUCAGUGGUGGUCACGAGAACACCUCGAGAUACGGGAUGUCAUUCGCUCCCUUGUCCAAUCUGUCGGCGAGGAAGUCCGAGAGAAGCAGAAGGGGGUGGCGGCAGAAGAAGUUCGGAGAUUGCAAGGGAUGUUCUCCAACCUUGAACGUGUUGUAGAGGACUACGAAGAGACCGAAGUUGGCUCAUCAGUCGGUUCCAUGGACGACAUGGUAGAAGCCAAGGUCGAAGGAUCCGUUGUUAUGCCCCCCUCCCCCCCAGCGUCUAUCGUCGAAUGGUCGGUGGACGAAGAUACUCUUAUCUUAGCGCUCCCAACAGCUACCGCCCCACCAGCUGCAUCUUUUUCGCAGGCUGCUUUGGGUGAUGUAGCCACAGCCGAUUCUGAGAGUCCAGAUAGCAAUCGGCCGAAGACACCCACCUUUAUCUUUGCCCCCACGAUUGUUGUUCACCAACAACAACGGUCCGCCAUAGAGCAGACUCGACCUACACCAGAAUCGGAAUCUCCUCAUGAAGAACCUCAGCGACACCCAAAGCGCCGACCACAUUCGCUGGCCGAAACCGCAACCUGUAUCGUCACAGGGCUGCUUGUUGGCGCUUUCAUAACUCUCUGUAUAGUCAACUCUCAAAAACGUACCCUCAUCUACGUUACGUAAAGCCCUAAGGCAAAGGACGAGAUAGGAAUAGUGCAAUGGAGAAGUGUUGUAA
This is a messenger RNA of Suillus discolor, 1709 nucleotides long. RefSeq lists its product as uncharacterized. The record is from RefSeq and is a predicted model, not a curated record. Bases 104 to 1657 code for a protein of 517 amino acids. Lineage: Eukaryota; Fungi; Basidiomycota; Agaricomycetes; Boletales; Suillaceae. The transcript has 2 exons.